UUGUGUUUUUUUUUUGUUUUUGUUUUCUUUUGUUGCUGUUGUUGUUGUCGUCGUUGUUGUGUUUUUUUCGAUUCGAAUAACCGCCCAGUUUUGAAAAGUUGACGCGAUUUCAGUCCCAAAUCGGCAGCUCAGCAACGCGCAACGAGUGCAAAGUAAAGUUCUGCCCAGACCCCAAAGGACAUUUAUCACACAUGUUCAAAAAUAUAUAACCAACAGUGCGUCAACAAACUAAAACAAAGAAAACAAUUUCAACUAAAAAAUAAACAAAUUGAAAAAGAAAACUUAAAACCAAAAAGAAAACUCCAGCGAUAAGUUAAAGCCAAGCCCGGCACAACAUGCCGCAGCAGUCGAAAUCGCAGCUCAGAUAGGAAAAUUUCUGGAUCUGACACACACAUAUACACACGUCGCUGAGUGAAGCAACGCCCAAGGGCACGAACACGCUCCACGUUCCACAUUCCACAUUCCACAUUACAUAGAGCACAGCACAGGAUACAAAAAUGGUGCACGGACCGCCAGCUCGCAGAAAAUCACAGCAGCAGCAGCCGAACAACGGGAAUGGCAAAUCAAAUGGACAAUGCGAAAUGGAUAUGGAUCCAAUGCCCACGCCCCCAGAUGGAGGCUGGGGCUGGGUAGUGGUCUUUGGCUCCUUCAUGAUUCACAUAGUCACCGAUGGCAUGACCUACUCCUUUGGCAUAUUCUACAACGAGUUCCUCACGUACUUCAAUGAGGGCAAGGGCUACACCGCCUGGAUAGCAUCCAUAAUGGUGGGCGUUACCUUCUCGUCAGGUCCCAUCAGUUCGUCGUUUGUGAAUCGCUACGGCUGUCGGGCGGUGACCAUUGCGGGCGCCAUCCUGGCCGCCGGCUGCAUCAUAGUCAGCAUAUUCGCCCAGAAUGUGGCCACGUUGAUUGUGACCAUAGGCUUCGGCACUGGCCUGGGCUUCGGGCUCAUCUAUUUGCCGGCCAUUGUCAGUGUGACGCAGUACUUCGAGGCGCGUCGCUCGCUGGCCACGGGCAUCGCGGUGUGUGGCUCGGGCUUUGGCACCUUUGUCUUUGCACCGCUGACGGAGCUGCUGAUUGGCAGCUAUGGCUGGCGCGGCGCGAUGCUCAUCAUUGGCGGCGUCGUCCUCAAUUGCAUCAUAUUCGGUGCCAUGUUCCGGCCGCUGGAGGCGCCGCGUCCCAAAUCGCCCAAGCUGGCCAAAAAGCCAACGAUCAUGGAUCAGAAUGUGACACCAGCCGAACUGGAGCCGCUCAAGGCUCAACUGACUGGCACGAAACCAGCUACGGACCAGUAUCUCCAGCUGCCGCAGCGCCACGAUGCACCAGUCAAUGGUGGCAACGGCCUAUGCCGCUCCAACAGCGUGGGCCAUAAUCUCAAGACCAGUUUGAACAACAACUCCAAUGGCCUGAUCAGCGGGCAGUCCGCGAAUGCGACGACCGUGGUGAAGAGCAACAGCAAUGAUGAUCUGGGUCGCACCUAUGCCAGCCAGCCGCAGUUGAUGCCGCUGCGGGAGACGCAUCGCGAGCGCAGUGCCAGCGGCACCAUGUAUCGCCCGGAUGCAUUCUACCAGGGCUCUCUGCACAACAUACCGGAGUACGCCAGCUCACGGAAUGAUCUCUCGCACUCGCGCGCCGGUUCCGGCAUCAUCAAGCGCUAUGGCUCCCUAAGACAGAGUCAUUCGCUGGCCCAGAGUCAGGAGAUGACCAAAUGCUGCGGCUGCAUCAGCUGCUCGAAGGAGACGCGCGACACGUUCGCCGAAAUGAUGAACUUCUCGCUGCUGAAGGACGUCAUCUUUGUGAUCUUCUCCGUGUCCAACUUCUGUACGAGCAUCGGCUUCAAUAUGCCCUACCUGUACGUAGUCUCGCAGGCGGAGACGCUCAACAUAAGCAAGACCGACGCCAGCUACCUGAUCGCCUCGAUUGGCGUCGCCAACACCGUGGGCCGCAUCAUCCUCGGUUACAUAGCGGACAAGCCGUGGGUGAAUCGCCUGCUCAUCUACAACGUCUGCCUGACGGCGUGCGGCAUAGCUACUGCGAUGGUGCCGCUCUGCAAGGACUACAAUUCCCUGUUGGCCUACUGCGCCGUGUUCGGCUUCACCAUUGGCGCCUAUGUGGGCCUCACCUCGGUCAUUCUGGUGGAUCUGCUGGGCCUGGAGAAGCUGACCAAUGCCUUCGGCUUGCUGCUGCUCUUCCAGGGCAUUGCCAGCUUCAUUGGACCACCAAUUGGCGGCUGGAUGUACGACAUCACGGACUCCUAUUCGCCGGCCUUCCUCAUGGCCGGCAUCAUGAUCGCCAUCAGCGGCCUGGUCAUGUUCGUCAUACCCCCGCUGCAGCGCUACCAGGAGCACAAGGCUGACCAGAAGUUCAACUCGGAGCAGCUGGCGCUCAGUUAGCUCCAACGGCCAAAUCAUUCAUCAUGAUUAACGAGUGUAUCCAAACAUUUGUAUACUCUAUUUUCAUAUUUGUGUUUUUUUUUUGAUUAUUUUUUUAAUUUUAGUCUCUUAUGUAAGGGGAAAUUGCAUUGAGUUGAGAGCAGCGCGCGCUAGACAAAUGUAUGUAGUAAGGAGUAGGCUUAGGUUCGGGGCAAGACACACACACACACACACAGACACGCACAUAGCUAUAGACAUAAAUUAUUUAUAAAAGAACAUAGCCAAAAAAAAAGAAGUACAACAACAACAACAACAACUGAGCACGCUACGCUUUCUGCCUGGUUUUGCAUACCCUGGCAAAAGUGAGCUGCCUCUGCAUAAGGCAGCUGCCCCAGCGCCCAGGGUCAGGCUGGCAGAGCACAGUUUGACAGGCAUUGAGCAAUCUACAACAACAACAACAAACAAAUCGAGCAAAGCACAAGCAGCGUAUUGCGCCGUCGGCUACGCUCGGCCUGGCCCCAUUUUCACUUGUUUUUCUGCUUGGAUUUAUUUGCGUUCUAUUUCCCAGCAUUUCUGAUUGGAAAUUCCAAUUGGAAACCCUGUGCUUAGCUUUAAGUUGAUAUACUCGUGCGCCGCAGACAAGCACAAAGACAAAACACAACAUAUUUCCUCUACACACACACACACACACCUAUACUCUAUGCAUGUAUAUGUAUA
This is a messenger RNA of Drosophila hydei, 3086 nucleotides long. It is a transcript of the gene Mct1, whose product is annotated as monocarboxylate transporter 12. NCBI's taxonomy places the organism in Eukaryota, Metazoa, Arthropoda, Insecta, Diptera, Drosophilidae. Gene Ontology annotation, molecular function: monocarboxylic acid transmembrane transporter activity. Bases 498 to 2390 code for a protein of 630 amino acids. The record is from RefSeq and is a predicted model, not a curated record. Gene Ontology annotation, biological process: monocarboxylic acid transport; transmembrane transport. The transcript has 9 exons.